This is a messenger RNA of Paramecium sonneborni, 201 nucleotides long. Lineage: Eukaryota; Ciliophora; Oligohymenophorea; Peniculida; Parameciidae. The record is from the annotation of a GenBank genome assembly.
AUGUCCAUUAUGCUCUUCAAACAAUUGAGGAUUAACUGUAUCUCUAUUAUAUCUAAUAUCCAGAGGUGUAGUAACAAGCACUUUUCUCAAAAUAUUAGUGAUGCUUAAGUUGUAGAUACAAAUGAUGAAACCAAUAAAGGUUUAUUAAAAUAAUUCCUAUCAGUAAAUCAUAAGUCAAACCUAGCGCUCAAAAAUAUAUGA